AGUCACCCACCCCCUUCCCUCCCGAUAGACCUGAGUGCAUGAUCCCAGAUUACGCUAUCCCCAGUUCGUUUCCUGAUCUGGCCCCUCUCAAAUACCAGGAACAUCUACGUUCUACCAGCAUAGCCUAGUAUAGGGACCGUAUUCUCAAGAAAACAGGGAGAAACGAAAAAAGGUGGGCUGGGGCCCAAAAAUAUUGCACCAGAUCCUUUCGUGUAUCAAAGAGGUACUUGCAACAUAAGGAUCCCUGUGUAACCCGUGUCAAAGACAUGGGAAACUAAAUUACACGAGAUCAACUUGGUGAGAUUUUACAGAAUCAUCAUGGAGCGUCUCCUACAUGUUGAGUUGUUAACACAAAGUGGCAGUUUCAGCUGAGACGACUGCCUGCCAGAUCGUAUGCUGGCCUGAAGUUUAUUUUUGCAGGAAGCAAGCUGUUUCAACAAGGCAAUGCAGUCCUUCCGGGAGCAAAGUAGUUAUCAUGGAAAUCAACAAAGUUAUCCUCCAGAUGCUCACAGCGCCUCCAGGUUGGAUGAAUAUACUCCACGUCAGCAAGCACAGAUUUUCCAGACAAGCUUUGGGGGGCGAAGAGGGGGAGCUGGAACUCCUGCCAUCCCUCAAGGAGAAAGCCACAGUUUGCAAAGCUAUCAGCCGUAUCGUAAAGAAUCUGCUGACUUCUACUACCUAAGCAACAAGGAAGGUGCCCCAUCUGGGAGCCAGACCCAACAGCGUCGGUCAUCUGGACCAGUGCAAAGUUAUGGACCUCCACAGGGAAACAAUAGUAGCAACAGUAGCACUGGCUUUGGUGGCCACUAUAGCAGAGAAGGGCAUCUCAACCAAUUUACUGGUCAGCAUUCAGUGGCAGGCAGUCUGUCCCAGUAUUCACAAGAUUUUACAGGCUCCUUUUCCCCUGGUGGAGGGCAAUAUCCAUCCCAUGUACCUAAUCAGCAGAUGAGGCAACAGCUUUACCAGUCACACCAGCCCCUCCCUCAGUCUGCCAAUCCAUCUACAAGUGCAAGCACAUCUCAUUUGCAACAGAUGCAACGCUCUGCAAGCGUAAGCUCACCUGCAGGAUAUCCGCUACGAGUAGGGCAGUUUCCACAACACUACCAGCCAUCUGCGGGUUCUUCUAGCUCUUUCCCUAACUCUCAGCGAUUUGGACAGUCUGGGGCAAGCUAUGAGAGUUAUAGUCCCGGAGGCACUAGCUCUACAUAUGAGAGCCAUAUUCCAGGGUCGUCAUAUGGGGCACAGCAAGCAUAUGGCAGCUAUAGCAACCAGCACUUAAAAGGAUUUGAGGCAUCUAAGUUGCCUCAUGGGGGAGUGCCAGGGCAGCAACAGCAGCAGCUGCCUAAUGUGAUGCAGUACUCAAACACUACUAAAAUUCCCAUGCAAAACACAGCUGGCCAAUACAGCCAAUCUGAAGUACCUGUACGAUCUCCAAUGCAGUUUCAACAGAAUUUCAGCCCUAUAUCUAACCCAUCUCCUGCUGCUUCAGUGGUUCAGUCACCUAGUUGUAGCUCCACACCUUCACCGUUGAUGACCAGUGGGGAGAGCCUGCAGUGUGGACAAGGCAAUGUUCCAUUGCCAUCCAGGAAUCGUAUCCUACAGAUGAUUCCACAACUAAGCCCUAACCCCCAAGCUGGAGGUUUCAAAGGCUUUGGAGCGGAAGGGCCUUCGGAUAAACGUCUUGUAGAUCCCGGUCUCAGUAGCCUCAGUGCACUGAGUAGCCAAGUAGCAAAUCUGCCCAACACUGUACAGCAUAUGCUUCUUUCUGAUGCCCUUGCACCCCAUAAGAAAGGUGGGAAGAGAACAUCAAAGAAGACCGAUAGCUGUGCCAAUUCAGAAACUUCUUCCCAGGCAGAAGAACACCUGAAAUCUCCAGUGGCAGAAUCUUUGGACGGCAGUUGCUCUAGUAGUUCAGGAGACCCUGGUGAAAGAGUUAGGCAACUUAGCGGCCAAAGUACUAGCUCAGAAACUGGAUGUAAGGGGCCAUCCUCAGAAAAGCCGUUGUCACCAGUCCAGUUAUGGCAGAAUGAGCCGCAAAGCAAAACUCCAGUAAAAGAGAUGGAGAGUGUCCUUGAGUCUACAGACCCGUUACAAGAAAUGCCUAAGUCUAGUGAGAAGUCUGUGGGUGUAAUAGUUUCUAUGGAAGCUAUGACAAGCAGGUCAGAAAAGACAACAGAUGAAAUUCCAGUACCCCCUGUCGAUGAAGUUGAAACAGUGUCACAGCCUGAUGUUACUGAAGUGACUAAAGAGGACAAAGUCAGAGAUUGUUCUGCAAGCCAAAAUGGAGAACAGAGUGUUGCUGAUUCCAGUUCUGCAUCAGCAGCGAGUACAAGAAUAGAAGACUCUAAAUCUCCUGUAGGUUCCGGAUUUGGUUUCAAGGAAGGAUCAACAGGAUCUCGAAAUGCUAGCACCUUGCCUCAAAAUCCCAAAAACCUAGAGACUGGGGGUUUCAGUGGGCAGGGUGACCGGAAAACAGGAGCAGGAAGAAGUGAUAAGUUCCCGAGCCUUUUGCAGGAGGUCCUCCAAGGACAUCAUCAACAGGAAAGAAGGUAUGCAAGAAGCACUCAGGACCCUCCAACAGUAACUGGAAGUGCUGAAGUGUCUCUAAGGCCACAUGUUCUCAUGAGCCAGGCCAGUCAGCUACCCAACAGCAGUACCCAUGGUAAGACUUUAGCACCUCAUUUAGAAACCCCACAUUGGGGCUCUUGGGAUAGGAAGUUGACAUCUGAGGUUAGACAGAUAAACCUAGCAGAUUAUCCCAUAAGCAGAAAGUUUGAAGUGGAUCAACCAGUUCCCUGCCACGAGUCUGGUCCCUCUGAAAGAAGAUCUGUUAUCUGUGACAUUUCACCACUGAGGCAGCUUGUGCGUGAUCCUGCUAGCUCCCACCAUAUUGGCUCAGGUCAAGAGAGGCCACAUGAUGCUAGACCUGGGCAGUCUGUGAUUUUACCUAGUGGAUUGAUGUCUUUGGAUGUGAAAACUAAUAGCCAAACUGGAACACCUAAAGUCGAUGAUACUGAGGCAUCACAAAUGCACAGAAAAAGAACUGGAGAACAUUGCAUGCCAUAUAGCACCAAAGAUUCAACAAGAGGGAAUGCUAGUCCAAGAGCCAUGACUUAUGACCCAAACCAGGACUAUAGUUCACAUAACAGCCGAGCAUCGCAUCCCAAAAGAGGAACAGGGAGAGUGGGAUCUCGAGGAAGAUCACAUGCGCAGACUCAGGAUCUUAGUGACAAGCUUAAGAUGUCUCCAGGGAGAAGCAGAGUAACAACAGAUGUUCAUCACAUAAAUCCAACAAUGAGCCUUUCAGAGCGAGCAAGUAGGGAAGCCUUUUACUCUGCUUUCUUCCAAAAUACAGACAGUGCUUCUCUGGGUUUCCAUGCAAACUGCAGAUCAAGUUCUUAUGGAGAGCCUGUCCCAGCUUUUAAUUCUCCUGUACAUUACAAAAGACAGGUGUACCAACAAGAUGAAUAUAAAGAGUGGCUGGGAAACUCUGCCCAAGCUAUACUCUCUGCAUCACAGCACCGUCAGGAAAUGCAACGUAAAAGCCCUAGACAAGAGUCGUUUAAUGUACGUAGUCCUGGUAGGAGUGACAAUGAAGGAUUAUCUUACAACCAGCCAGGUUCAUACCAUGAUCCCAGUAACAUGGAUUUAAGUCGACAGCUUCGUAUCGGUGAUGGAGGUUUGACCAACUUGGCCACGUUGGAGUUAAAAUGCAGUAGUCAAAAGACUCUGCCAUGUGAGUCCUCCAAUUGGAAUCUUGGCCAACAGUCUUCUCCAGUGACAAAAAUAGGAUCCCCUAUGGCAACCAGCCAGAAGCCUUUUAGUCCCAUUAGGGAACCAGACACUCAUGCAUCAUCCAGACCUGGGGAAUCAGCUGAACUUUCCAAAGCUGGGGUCAGUGGUCAACGGCCUGAUGAACAGUCACACCACAACCCUCUUAUCAUGAGAAGACGAGUGCGUUCUUUUAUCUCCCCUAUUCCUAGCAAAAGGCAGCUUCCUGAUGACAAAGGUCGUCCUGCUAAUUCUGCAAGAGAGUUGUGUGACAAAAUUCCCAUCUCUCCUGUUUUAACCUUAAGGGGCAAAGAGAGCGACUUCUCUAUGACAGAGGAACAAUCUAAAGGUGGCCCUGAAGAGAGAAGUCCACCAGCUGUGUCAAUAUCCAGUCCAGCGAAGACAAAAAUUCUUCCUCCACGAAAAGGAAGAGGUUUGAAACUGGAAGCCAUAGUACAGAAGAUCACUUCACCUAAUGUGCGCAGGACUGUAGCUCCAAUCACCGCAGAGAGCACAGCUGAAACUGUAACACUUGAUGAUAUCCUGUCUCUCAAGGGCAAAGGCCCAGAGGCUGGGAAUGGAUCCCUUCCGGAGUCAGCAGGGUUGUCUAGAGAAGUGUGUCUAGAUGUUUUGUGUACUGAAGAUGUAAAAGGUAAAGGGCUAUCUCCUAAAUCCGUUGAGACCUGGAUUAUACACGAUGACAAGAAAAUAAAAAAGGAAAUUGAUGAACAGUCCUUGGAAACCAAAGACCUUCUUCAGUCUGUGCCACCAAUUCAAACUUCAUCCAGCCAUUGCAUAGAAGGAAGAGAAUCCUCCCCAGUCCUAGAACAAAAAUGUUCUGUGCUUCCGAUGCAGGUUCGUGAAGCUGUAGAUAAGGAAAAGUUAGCUAACCCUGCUUGUUCUGUAUCCCCAAAACAAGAAGUUUUCCCCCCCAAAGGAUACUUUCCAUCUGGAAAGAAAAAAGGUCGUCCCAUUGGAAGUGUCAAUAAGCAGAAGAAACAGCAGCAUCAAUCACUACUUUUACAAGAACAGAAACCGCAGCUGCACCUCCCUGCCACUCCAGUUUUGACACCUGCUUCUCCUUUGCAGCUACAGACAGUGUUGGAACAAGGUCCUGAGACAGAACCUAAACCGAAGAGGAGGAGAAGAGAAGGAAAGAAGCCUGCGAGCACACAUAGAAGAAGAAGGGCAAAGCAAGCUGCACCGAUUGUUACUCCUAUAGAGCCAGAGAUUAAACUUAAGUAUGCCAGUCAAACAUUAGACAAGAGUGAAACCAAAGUAAAGUCAUUUUACCCUUAUAUACAUGUAGAAAACAAAGAGGAGCUAGGCUUGGCAUGUGUUAUAAUUAAUGCUGAAGAAGAAGAACAACGUUGGAAAAAAAUGACAUCUGUGCGUAAGGGUCAAAGAUCUACAUCUCCACAACCCAGUACAGAGAGCAAAGCUCUUCCUGUCUCAAGUUUCAUGGUACAAGGCCCUGCGGUUACAGAGUCUACAGCCAUGGGUCCACUUGUAUGUUGCUUUUGUGGUAAGUGGGCCAAUUAUAGGAAUCUUGGAGAUUUGUUUGGCCCUUUUUAUACUCAAGAAUAUGCAUCGAUUUUAUCAAAGAACCCCCCUACCAAGAAAACAUCAGAAACCCAGAGCAAAGUCAAGGUUCGACACAAAGAUCCAUCUGGUAUUUCCAAGAGUGAUUCUGAUGAAGAGGAGGAAGAGCCACAGCAGGCACGAGAGCAAAGAAGUUUGUCUGCUCAUCCCCGUUACAAACGACGGAAUCGUUCGGGAGACUGUGCAUCUUCCAGACUCUCUGUACCAUCCCGUCGAAAGACUGCAGACCCUUGUGAACAAAACUCUGUGGACCCCAGUGGGACUCCAGGUGUUGCAGAUGGUUCACUUGAGCAAGCAUGUCAGAUUCCCCAUCUACCUCUCGAUACCAAUGAAUUCUGGAUGCACGAGGGGUGUGUACUCUGGGCCAAUGGUGUCUACUUCGUGUGUGGCCGAUUGUAUGGUUUGCAAGAGGCUAUUGACAUUGCCAGAGAGAUGAGAUGUGCUCACUGCCAGGAGACUGGAGCUACACUAGGCUGCUACAACAAGGGUUGUACCUGCUGCUAUCAUUUCCCAUGUGCCAUGGACUCAGAAUGUUUACUGAAUGAAGAGAACUUCUCUGUACGCUGCCCCAAGCACAAGAACAAGACAGUAAAGGGUAUGUCAGCAGAACCGCCUGAACAGGGCUGAUGGGGGGGCAUAAGUCCUAAAGUUGAAAAGUAAAUUCAAGCACAGGUAAAGCUUUUAAAAUAAAAAGGGUCCUUACGCCGUUGUGCAGAGAAAAUAUCUUCCUCAUCUUCACUCUGGACACCACCUUCUCUCGGGAUUUGUCCUGUGUAGUUUGGACAUUUUCUUUGUGGACUUACAAUGUUACCAAGGAUGUCAGCAGAAGAUGUUCGCUGUCUACACAAUGCAAUCUAAAUCCCAGAAUAAGGGACAUGGGUUGUUUAACACAAUGUGGGAAGUAUUAAUACAAAAAAGGAAAAAAAAUACAA
Molecule: messenger RNA, 6305 nt
Organism: Spea bombifrons (plains spadefoot toad)
Lineage: Eukaryota; Metazoa; Chordata; Amphibia; Anura; Pelobatidae
Gene: TCF20
Product: transcription factor 20
Exons: 7
Coding region: 445-6000 (1851 amino acids)
Biological process (GO): regulation of transcription by RNA polymerase II
Cellular component (GO): nucleus
Source: RefSeq, a predicted model, not a curated record